This is a messenger RNA of Colletotrichum siamense, 372 nucleotides long. RefSeq lists its product as uncharacterized. The transcript has 2 exons. Gene Ontology annotation, molecular function: ATP binding; ATP hydrolysis activity. NCBI's taxonomy places the organism in Eukaryota, Fungi, Ascomycota, Sordariomycetes, Glomerellales, Glomerellaceae. The record is from RefSeq and is a predicted model, not a curated record. Bases 1 to 372 code for a protein of 123 amino acids.
AUGGUCAAGGCCCACGUAUCCUUCAACAUAACAACCGAUGUUAUAGAGGGGAAAGGAAAGGGCCUCAUUAUUCUUCUACACGGUGGUCCGGGGACCGGAAAAACUUUGACCGCAGAGAGUGUAGCAGAGCUAUCAGAGAAGCCUCUUUACCGAGUUACUUGCGGUGACAUUGGCACUGAUCCAGAGAGCGUCGAGAAGUAUCUUGAGUCGGUGCUCUACAUCGGCACCAUUUGGAAAGCUGAUGAAAGCGAUGUCUUCCUGGAAGAACGAGAGAAGACCGAUCUACAGAGAAAUGCACUGGUGUCCGUUUUUCUUCGUGUUUUGGAGUACUACGAGGGCAUUCUGAUCCUGACAUCGAAUCGAGGUGCGUAG